AUGCAACAGCUCCAGCACCUGCGUCUGCUACUCCUGUGCGUGCUGGCCCUGCGUCAGGGCCUGUGUGUGCCCCUGGGUGGCCAGUGUGUGGACGAGAGCUUCUGCACUAGCAGCCUGCAGGAGUACCACGCACAGCUAGUCAGCCUGCCCAACCGCCUUAACGAACGCAGUGUAGCCGCCUGGAACUACGUGGAAAAAAUUGACUUGAACCGGGUGCCUCCAGUCCUUUAUGAAGCCAACUGCCUUGAAAGCCACUCCUGUAAGGGUCUGGACAGCACCCUCGGGUUAGAGACCAUCCCCAUCACUCUCAGGAUGCCCGUGCUGAGGAAAAACCCCCGCUGUACCUCCUUCUCCCUGGAGUUCGAGCCCAUCAAUAUAGCCUGUAUAUGCGCCACUUCCAGACAAAGUGGAUUUCUAACCGAUCGAUUCUAA
This is a messenger RNA of Oncorhynchus nerka (sockeye salmon), 432 nucleotides long. RefSeq names its product interleukin-17A-like. Lineage: Eukaryota; Metazoa; Chordata; Actinopteri; Salmoniformes; Salmonidae. The record is from RefSeq and is a predicted model, not a curated record. The coding region runs from base 1 to 432 and encodes 143 amino acids. The transcript has 3 exons. Gene Ontology annotation, cellular component: extracellular region. Gene Ontology annotation, molecular function: cytokine activity.